AUGGCAGGUCGGACCCUAGCUCUGCGAUAUGGGCCCCCUUGGUCCUCCAUUUCUGAAACGGAGGUGGUUGGAAACUGGCCCAAUUGGCAUCUCACCAGCAGCGGGGUCGCCCACCACAGGGUCCCACUGGCGUCCUUCCCUCCGCUUACUCUACAGUCUCCAGACAAGGUGCCCCUGCCUGCAGCCUUGAAGCAGGACCCACACAUCUGGGCUUUUGACGAGGUCAUCAGCAGAUGGGAGACCACCUCAGGCUCAGCACACACCCCCAAGUCACGCCAUGGCCCCUGUGCUCAGCCCAGGGCUCCAGAGCAUGAGGACCCCAGGCGGACACUAGGCAUCAAGUCUUUGGCAGAAAAGCUAAGAAGACAUGAGGGUCGGGGUGUCCCCCUGACCACAAAAUACCAGAUCAGCGAGACGAAGGCACAGUACAAGGGCUGGCCAGAUCUGGAUCAGAGCGACCCCCUCUUUGUGGAGCCCCAAUCCCUGGAGCUCAUUGACCACCAUCGCGGGGGACCUUCUCAGGCCCUAGUCCCCUGGACGAGGAACCCCGAGUUGGCUGGCCGACCCUUCACAGUGAACAAGAUGGGUGUCCUAGAUCGGCUCCAACCCUAUGUGACCACUUCUGCAUGUGACUUUACAAGGAAGUUGUCUGGAUAUCCCUACCAGAAAUCGGUGAUGGGCCAGAGCUUGCCAAAGAAGGCAUCCCGCCAUGAGCUGGAAAGUCCACCGAGGAUGCGCCCAGCCCGUGCGCGCCCAUCGCAACCGGUCGUGCCGUACCUGGGAGCCCUGUCUCUGACCCGGGAGUCCUACGGACCCUUGGUGCACCCGCUCCGUAGGAUGGACCGCUUUUGCCCAGUAGACGCACCCUGGGUCGGCCCCCACCGGAAGCCGGUGGCAGGCCUCUACAGUGUACCCAAGGCCUACUGCACUGAGAAUUCCCGCUAUGGGAGUGCCAAGGCGGAGCUGGUGUGA
Arvicanthis niloticus (Nile rat) is the source of this 972-nucleotide messenger RNA. It is a transcript of the gene Saxo3, whose product is annotated as stabilizer of axonemal microtubules 3. Lineage: Eukaryota; Metazoa; Chordata; Mammalia; Rodentia; Muridae. The record is from RefSeq and is a predicted model, not a curated record.